CUUCCAUUUUUAGAUAUGAUUGAAGAGGAGGAGGAGAGUGAAGAACUGAGUGAAGUGGAGGAGGAACAUCAUGUCAAACCUGGAGAAAAACCUUUGAGUCGCUCAAAGACUAAAACGACAUUUUUAAAGAAAAGAAGAACCAAGAAAUCUUUCACCUGCACUCAGUGUGGAAAGAGUUCCUCAACCAAACAACAUUUUGAGAUUCACAUGAGAGUUCAUACUGGAGAGAGACCGUUCACAUGUGAUCAGUGUGGAAAGAGUUUCACGCAAUCAGCAAGCCUUAAGAUGCACAUGAGGAUCCAUACUGGAGAAAAGCCAUUUAAGUGUGAUCAAUGUGGGAAAGGUUUCACACAAUCAGCAAGCCUUAAAGGACACAUGAAAAUCCACACCGGACAGAAGCCAUUCAUGUGUGAAUGGUGUGACAAGAGAUUCUCACAAAAGCAAUGUCUUCAGAUACACAUGAGGAUCCACACUGGAGAAAAGCCAUUUGCAUGCGAUCAAUGUGGGAAGAGUUUCAGUCAAUCAACACAACUUAAGAGUCACAUGAAAAUCCACACUGGAGAAAAACAGUUUAUAUGUGAUCAGUGUGAAAAGAGUUUCUCAAGCAAAAAUAGUCUUGAUGUUCACAUGAUGAUCCACACUGGAGUGAAGCCGUUCGCAUGUGAUCAGUGCAGCAAAACAUUUGUUACCUCAUCAAACCUGAAGGCUCACCUGACUGUUCAUACGAAGGAGAAGCCACAUUCAUGUUCUGUGUGUGGAAAGAGUUUUUCACAGCUGUUAUAUUUACAGAGACAUCAGAAACUUCAUACUGGUGUGAGAGAUUAUAUGUGCUUUCAGUGUGAGAAAACUUUUAAUACAGUGGGUGAUUUAAAAAGGCACCAGAGGAUUCACACUGGAGAAAAACCUUACAAGUGUUCACACUGUGACAAGAGAUUCAAUGUGUCAUCAUCUCUGAAAAGACAUGAGAGGAUUCACAGCAGAGAGAAGCCGCACACCUGCACUCAGUGUGGAAAUAGUUUCACAACCAAACAACAUCUUGAGAGUCACAUGAGGAUCCACACUGGAGAGAAACCGUUCACAUGUGAUCAAUGUGGAAAGAGCUUCACACAAAAAGGAAUUCUUAAUGAACAUAUGAAAAUCCACACUGGAGAAAAGCCAUAUAAGUGUGAUCAGUGUGGAAACAGUUUCUCGUACAAAAAUUAUCUACAUGUUCACAUGAGAGUUCAUACUGGAGAGAGACCCUUCACAUGUGAUCAGUGCGGGACGAGUUUCACGCAAUCAACACCCCUUAAGAUGCACAUGAGGAUCCACACCGGAGAGAAGCCGUUCAUGUGUGAACGGUGUGAAAAGAGAUUCUCACGCAAGCAACAUCUUGAGCUUCACAUGAGGAUCCACACUGGAGUGAAGCCAUUUCCAUGUGAUCAAUGUGGGAAGAGUUUCAGUCAAUCAGCACAACUUAAGAGUCACAUGAAAAUCCACGCUGAAGAAAAACAUUACAAGUGUUCACACUGUGACAAGAGAUUUAAUCAAUUAAUAUAUCUGAAAGCACAUGAGAUGACCCACACCGGAGAAAAACCUUACAUGUGUUCAUAUUGUGACAAGAGAUUUAGUCAUUUACUAUAUCUGAAAGUACAUGACAGGAUUCACACUGGAGAAAAACCUUACAAGUGUUCACACUGUGACAAGAGAUUCAGUGUGUCAUCAAAUCUGAAAAGACACGAGAGGAUCCACACUGGAGAGAAGCCGCACACGUGUGAUCAGUGUGGAAAGAGUUUCACUAUUAAAAGUAAUCUGAAGAUACACAUGAAGAUCCAUACAGUGAAGAAACCACAUCACCACAGUCUGAAAUCACAAUAAGAAGUUUAUCUUUAUCUGCUGAGAAACAAAGUUAGUUUCCUAACAGCCUCAUUUUCUGUUGGUUUAGAAAUGUGUUUUUCACUGCUGUAAAUCGACACGAUCGGUGAGCACAUGAUUAAAAUAUAAUCAGAUUGGUUCUUGUUUUCAUGAUCAAUUUCAUAAAAUAGUUCCUGCGGCCCCAGUUAAUUUAGGUUUUGUUUUUGAUCAUAAAAAAAGAAUAGAAAAAAAGAAAAUCUCGAAAAACAAGAUUACAUGUCAAACCUGCGUCA
Megalobrama amblycephala (Wuchang bream) is the source of this 2126-nucleotide messenger RNA. RefSeq names its product gastrula zinc finger protein XlCGF57.1-like. The coding region runs from base 16 to 1857 and encodes 613 amino acids. Gene Ontology annotation, molecular function: DNA-binding transcription factor activity; RNA polymerase II cis-regulatory region sequence-specific DNA binding. The transcript has 2 exons. Lineage: Eukaryota; Metazoa; Chordata; Actinopteri; Cypriniformes; Xenocyprididae. The record is from RefSeq and is a predicted model, not a curated record. Gene Ontology annotation, biological process: regulation of transcription by RNA polymerase II.